Messenger RNA from Anguilla rostrata (American eel), 9196 nucleotides. It is a transcript of the gene tet2, whose product is annotated as tet methylcytosine dioxygenase 2. Gene Ontology annotation, cellular component: nucleus. The transcript is spliced from 10 exons. Gene Ontology annotation, molecular function: DNA 5-methylcytosine dioxygenase activity. The record is from RefSeq and is a predicted model, not a curated record. Gene Ontology annotation, biological process: positive regulation of transcription by RNA polymerase II; myeloid cell differentiation. NCBI's taxonomy places the organism in Eukaryota, Metazoa, Chordata, Actinopteri, Anguilliformes, Anguillidae. The coding region runs from base 412 to 6066 and encodes 1884 amino acids.
GGUGGGGGGAGAGAAACCCUGACCCUUUGUGCGGGAAGAACUCAGCAGGAAAGUGAUUUUGAAAUUACUUUAGUUCGCCAGCAAGGCAGUCUUCCCCCUGUACAGCAGGCUGAGUUCACCAGUCCUGUCUGCCUCUGUGCCGGUGCGCUUUCACAUGGACGACCCGGAGAAGGGCCUGACAGCGACACCAAGCUUCUCCUUCUGAUGACGAGAGCACACGUCACGCUGACCCAUGAAUAUUGAUGCGGAGGAUAGUCUGUUUCAUAGAAGAACAGAAGGAAGCAAGAUGGCUGCCCUUUAGGAUUUGUUAAAGAGGAGACCCAGACGGUUUGCUGGAAUUCUGCAAAGUGGAGGGACAGAAAAAGAGGACGCAGAGAGGGCAGCCUUGUGGAUGGACCCAGAGCAGGCCAGAUGGAAAAAGAAAAGGCCAGUCAUGAGACGGAAAAAAGUCUGAUAAUAGCACAGCUCAGCACUGUUCACCAGACCGGACCCCUGAUCAACAAGCUGCAGAAUGGAAACCAAUUUUCAGAAGUGCCUCCUCAUCAAAUCAAUGGGGAUGCCGACAGGAGCCAUUUCAAACCCAGCUCGGGGAUCAACCAAAUGAAAAGGCAUUACGACGGCUGUCCCAGGCCAACUGAAGUGCAGGACUUGUUAGAUCAAAGCUUGCAUGUGACAAACGGAGACGCAAAACAUGGUUUGAGUGACACGUCAUCGUUAGGGCUUCACCAGUCCAAGAAACUCCGAGGGGAUUCGGAAGUUAACGGUGGUGAUGAUAAGAUGCUGGAGAACAACACAAUUACUGCAUGGGACGAAGAAGAGGCGAUGGGCUUGGACAGCACUCUGGACUGUUUACAAGAGUACAUGAAGCCUGCGGACUUUGACUGUGACGUUUUGCCGAAGGACAAGAAGAACGCUAAUUUCUCCCAUAGAGACCUCUUCUCCCUUUCGAGGAACAAGCAAAUGCCAAUUUCCAACGGUGCUACAGUGACUGCCUCAUCCAUGGAGGACACACCUGGAGACCUUCUACAAAAAACACUGUCUCAGUAUUACCCAGACAGAGUGUCCAUUGCGUCGCAAAGCAAUGUGUCACAAGAGAUCAAGAUCCCAGCCAGUGCAAAGAACUCUCCUGAACCGGCCACUCAUUCCCCAUCACUUACCUCAGGUUUGCUCAUUUCACCAUCAAUAUCUGCACCGGGAGAGCCAGAUGGGAUAACCCCGGAAGUGCGCAGCAGUGACAACUAUGAUAAUGCACCAUUUGUCAUGAAUGGAUGCCCGGGCACGAUUGGAAGAGAACACCAGCAGCAGCCUUACCCUCACGCCACUGAGGUGGAAAUGCACACACCAGCCCAAGGGGAGAAUCAGGUCCCCAGGAUGGGCUUACCGGCAAGGCCUGGUAGCAACUCACAAGAUGUAAACUAUGCCAGAUCCUUCUCCGAUGGCAUAGAGGCCCAAGAUAUGUAUCCAAAGUCUCAACACAGCUUCAGGCAAGACUCCUACCCUCUCAUGAUGGAGCCCAGAGCCCCAGUACAGAUGGAAGAGGCAGUGGGAUUCAGUCCUUUUGCCAGCACGGCAAUGGUAGGGGGCAAGGAUUCCGAUCUGGGCCAGCAGUCUCAAGGGCCCCAGAGCACUCAGCAUGAGGUAAAGUAUGAGGCACAGCAGCAGCUUGAAAGACAAGGGCUGGCUGAGAGCAGUACCCAACAGGAAACCCCCAGUUCAGCUGCGUCAGACCACCAUUCCCCCACAGAUUCGAUCACCGACACUCAGAAUCCCACUGGGAGGCUCCAACCUCAGGCACUUAUAACACCGUGUCAGACACAAGGCGCUGAUAUGGAAAGCAAAAUGUCUUUCAACGGAGCAUCUGGAGCAAUGCAACGGAGAGCAGACCCCUACGCCCAGGUGGAAUGGAUCGAUCUGAAUUCCACUCCGCCAUCGCAGCCAGCGUGGAAGGACUUCCAGCCACAGCCGCAGAAGGGGCAGCAGGCUGGUGCUCAGCGGCAGGGGCACAUGCCGAGAUCUGACCCUGGGCAGGGAUUUCCCAUGCAGGGGUUCAACCAGCCUGACUUCCAGCUACAGGGCGAGCAGGUGCAGGAUACGUACGGACCUGACCCAGGGUACGAUGGAGCUCAACAGAAAGCCGUCACUGAUUGGCUGCAGCCAGGUUCCACACCUCCUCCUAGCCUGCACACUCAGGCUCAGAGGCAGGCCAGUGAAAUGGAGCUGGUGUCCCAGCAGCAAGCAGCUCUUUGUGCCCAAACGCAGCAUGAGCGCUUAUGUGAGAAUGACCAAGAUGUGGAGGAAAUUCUAUCAUCCAGCUUUCUGCAACAGCAGCAGCCGCCACCGUAUCCUCAGUCAGAGAGGCAGGAGGAAGUCCACAACCAUCAAAACCCCACCCAAAAUGCACAGCCUGUGAAAACGUCCCAGACCCAGGAUCCAUCUCAGAGACAGCUGGACAGCCAGCUCUUGAAUAGGCUUAAGUUGGAGGAGUACAUAAGGUUGGAAAAACAGCUGAAAUCACCCAACUGCCCAUCUAGUCCAGCAGGACUCACCCCCACCAGUAGAAAUGCACCCAGCUUUUUUGAGCAAUCGCUCCCCUCAAAUGCACAACCUCUGCAAAAACAGUCUGCCUCAUUUCCGUACGGUCGUGGUGAUACAGACAGGGCAGUAGUCCAGGAGAACUACAAGUUUAGCAGCACCGUGCAGCCGCAGUGUUCUCCAAGCUCUGGGAAUCCUAAGCAAUACUCACAGCAGCAUCAGAAUCACCCACAGUCACAACUUAUGGAUUACCCACAUCCACCAGCAACACAGCAACUGCAACAGCACCAACAGCAACAACAACCUCACUUUGCACUAGGUGCUCCAAAUCAACAGGUAUCGGGACAUGCGGUUGUACAGAAGUUCCUUAAGAUGGAACCGCAGGAUCACUGCACCCAGUUUCAGCAUGGGCAGCUCCAGAACCAAAACCACAGGGACAUCCAGAGGCAUGCUGCCUUGCGGAUGCACCUGCUGCAGAAGCAGGAGAGGCAGGGGCACCCACCGAACCUCAGUGACUUCAAGCACAUCCUGCAGGCUAUCAAGAGAGAAAAUGGCCCGCGGUUCGACUGCCCCAUGCCGCCGCCACAGGUCAGAGGGAUGGUGAGCCCUGCUGCACAGGUUAUGGUGAAACAGGAGCCCCGGCAGCUCACCUGCGAGCAGAUGCAAGAGAGCAGCAUCAUCGCCACCAUGGAGCACCAGCUGCGGCAGUACCAGCCCUCCCCGCUGUUUGAGAGGAAAUCACUGGUUAUAAAGUCUCCCAACAAGGUCAAGGUCGAGACGUCAGGCGCUGUGACCAUUCUCUCAGCCAAUGCUGACCUGGGUAGGGAGGACUUUGAAGCUGCAGGUCAGAAAAAGCCUCCUCCUGAUCUGACCCCAACUAAGCCAAACCUCAACAGCUUUUUCGAGUCUCCAAUGAAACUGCUGGACACUCCCAUUAAAAACCUGCUGGACACUCCUGUGAAAACUCAGUAUGAAAUUCCAUCAUGUCAUUGCGUUGAGCAACUCAGUGAGAAAGAUGAAGGCCCCUAUUAUACACACCUGGGAGCAGCACCAAAUUUACCAGCUAUUCGAGAGAUGAUGGAAAACAGGUUCGGGCAAACUGGAAGUGCUAUCAGGAUUGAGAAGGUUGUGUAUACUGGGAAGGAAGGAAAGAGCACUCAGGGGUGUCCCAUAGCCAAAUGGGUGAUCCGCCGAGGAAGCGCGGACGAGAAGCUCCUGGUGCUGGUGCGCGAGCGAACGGGACACUCCUGCGACACCGCCUGCAUCGUGGUGGUCAUCCUCAUCUGGGACGGCAUCCCCAUGAGCCUGGCGGACAGGCUCUACACCGAGCUGAGCGAAACCCUCCGGAAACAUGGCGCCCUCACCAACCGCAGAUGCGCUCUGAACGAAGAGAGAACAUGUGCUUGUCAAGGUCUGGACCCAGAUGCUUGUGGGGCCUCCUUCUCCUUUGGCUGCUCCUGGAGCAUGUACUACAACGGGUGCAAAUUUGCCAGAAGCAAAAUUCCCAGGAAAUUCAAGCUCCUUGGAGAUGACCCAAAAGAGGAGGAGAGACUAGAACAAAACCUACAGAAUUUGGCUACUUUAAUGGCACCAACCUACAAACAACUGGCACCGGAUGCCUAUGGAAACCAGGUGGAGCACGAGCACAGAGCGCCGGACUGCCGUCUGGGCCUGAAAGAGGGACGGCCCUUCUCCGGAGUCACGGCCUGCAUGGACUUCUGCGCGCACGCACACAGGGACCUGCACAACAUGCCAAGCGGCAGCACUGUGGUAUGUACUCUCACAAGAGAAGACAAUCGUGAAAUCGGGAAGAUCCCGGAGGACGAACAGCUCCACGUGCUGCCCUUGUACAAAGCCUCCCCGACAGAUGAGUUUGGAAGCGUGGAGGCGCAGCAGGAGAAGAUAAAAUCAGGUGCUAUCCAGGAGCUCACAACGUUUCGCCGGAAAGUGCGCAUGCUCGCCGAGCCGGCCAAAUCCUGCCGGCAGAGGAAGCUGGACGCCAAAAGGGCGGCCACAAGCAAGCUAUCCAAUCCAGACACCCCUUCCAAGGCAGAGAAAGCCCUUCCGGCUAAACUGAGGCCAAACCCUGGGGAGAACCCAAACCAGGGCACACCUGCGCCAGGUCCUCAUCCCCAGAGCCAGAAUCACAUGGGGACCCCACUGCCCGGUCAUCAGCCACACCCUCUCAGCCACUUAACGGUUUCCCAGCAGCAGCAGCAGCAGCAAAAGCAGCUACAGAGCCAGCCCAACCCUUACCCCGGCUCCCCGCAUCCAGCCAGCUACCCAAGGUUUCCCAGUCAUACAGACCCAUUCCCAAGCACUUCCCAGCCGCACUACCCUCAAUCACCGGCCUCUGCCAGCCCUUACCCCUCAUCUUUACACGUCCCAAACUCCUAUUUGAACGGGUCAUAUCCUGCAGGAUCCUAUCCCGGCUCCCUGAACCCCAGCAGCCUUUACCCAGGGUACCAGUGCAAUGGAAGCAUGCCGGUGGAGAACUACCACCCUUAUUACGGCUCUAAUCCAAAGCAUUUGGACAUGUACCGCCAUCAGAGGCCACAGCUGUACCCUCAGCAGCAGUACAGUCCCCAUCAGCACUAUGGAGUCAACUACCCAGCCCGCUACGGUGAGCAAGGUCUACAGGUCAACGGCUACAGCAACUGUAGUAUGACGCCCGGGGUUCAUCCCAUGGGUCCGUACUCAACCUACAGCCCCAAUGCUGGGCCUGAACCCCACUUCUUGGAGGCCAUCGCUCGACCAGCUUCGGCCCACCCGAGUCUGGACUAUGCAGCCGCGAGCAAAAGCAGCCCGUUUGGCAGGUACCCCAACCCCUACCUUGCCCAGAACCCCCAGAUAUUCCAGUCGGCCCAGGACUCUUUCCGUAUGCAAAGCAAACCGGAGAUGAACUUGCACGCCGCAAACGGGAUCGGCCAGGUGCUUCCGCCGCUGGGCAGCGAGUGCCCAAACCCCACGCAACCCGGGUACGGCCUGCCCAACGGAAUCAUCCCAGGAACCAAAAUCAAACAAGAGCCUGGGGUGCAGGUCCCAGAUCCCAAGGAGAAAGAGGACGUGUGGUCAGACAAUGAGCACAACUUCCUGGAUCCGGACAUUGGCGGGGUGGCGGUGGCCCCCAGCCAUGGCUCCAUCCUCAUCGAGUGCGCCAAGCGGGAGCUCCACGCCACCACCCCACUCAAGAACCCCGACAGGACCCACCCCACCCGCAUCUCGCUAGUCUUCUACCAGCACAAGAACAUGAACGAGGCCAAGCACGGGCUGGCGCUGUGGGAGGCCAAGAUGGCGGAGAAGGCCCGGGAGAAAGAGGAGGACACAGAGAAGCAUGGCGCCGAGGGCACGCCCAGCAAAAACAAGAAGGUCAAGCGGGAACAUUCCGAGGCACUGGAGUACACCGAGCCCCCUUACAAGCGCUUUGUCCAAAACCUCAAGGAGAAGUCCAUGUCCUGCACCACGAACACUUACGUCAGUACAUCUCCCUAUGCCUUCACCAAGGUGACGGGGCCUUACAACAGCUUCAUUUAGGUUUGCAUUCAGGUUUUAUGGUAACAAGACACAGGAGAAAUUCAUAUAAAUAGAGGCACUAUAAAUUAGAACCUCAGCACCAUUAGCCACAAGCUGCAUACAGCUCUUAACACAGAGUGGCAGUAUGAGGGGAAAAAAGACAUGGUCCUAUGAAAAAAAGUGUGAAUGGAUGAAGAAAUCCAGUAGAAUUAAUGGAAAAUGUGUAAUUACACCUUUAGCCCGCCACUUGAAGAUUGAUAUUUACUGAAUGGUGUGACCCCAAGGUAACAUUUUAUUUAUUUAUCUUUUUUUUUUCUUUUCAAGAUACAUACUGUACUAAUACUCUGGUGCUUCAUGUCCUGUAAAUCAGGAAUUUAUAUUACUGGAAACAAAGUUUCAUUUUGGUGGCUUUAAUUAUUAUUAUUAUUUUUUUUUUUAAACAGAUGCAUUUACCUUAAUGAGGAAAUAUUAACUCCAACUGUGGGUAACUUAAUUCAUGGUGCUACAAGCAAAGAGUGUCUUUAAUAUACAAUUCCAUUCAAAUGCCUUCAUAUACAAUGUGCAUCAGUUUGUAUGUUACUUUUUCAGGCAAAUCAGCAAUUACUUUGGAUAAUGUUUUCUACAAAUAAAAAGGUAGAAAUUAGAUAAUAGCUUCAUCAACAAAAUGUGACUUUCCUCAACAACAGCUUUUUGUAACAGUACUAGUGUUUUUAAAACACUUUUGAGUAUUGAAGGUGAAUUGUAUUGACAAUUGACAAUUAUAUUUUGAUUCCAAGAUGCCAGGCAGGAAACAUUUACAUUUUUUCCAGACUUCUCAGCCAUGAAAAUGCUUAUAGGUUGUGUACAAAAUAAAAUUAACAACCUGUUUGAUGACAGUGCAGUUUCAGACAUCACUGGAUGCAAAUAGGAUUUUUACAAACAUUUAUCCUGGUGCUUCUUUCACUGCUGGAAACAACCUAGGUAUUUUUUUUUAAUGUAAUUUAAGUAGAGCUAUUGAGCCAUUCUGAAAAAGGUGCAUUUCUUCUGGAGCAGUACCAUUCAACUGACGACCAGCCUGUUUGUUCUGAGAUUCUUUCAUUUCUGUGUAACGGCUGUAGAACGAACGUCACAGCACAGUUCUCAACAGGUCCGUAGAACAAAUCUGAAUUCUGGGAUAUCCAUGUGGUGAUAUGACUGUUGUGAUCACAAACAUGUUCUUAGCUACAGGGCGAGGGAACAUGAAACAGGGUUAGCUGUGUGUACGUAUUGCGGUUUUAGAGGCAGCUGGCUUGCUGUGAGGGGUCUUUAAAUCAUUGUAAUCUAACUGUAUAAUAAUGAAAAGAGAUUUGUAUAGUAAAUUAAAAUUUAAAAAAAACUUUUGAAUUACGCUUUAGAUUUUAGUACUGUAAAGAUAAGUCAUAUUUCUUUGGGAUUGAGCUGAUUUUUAUUUCAAAUGGUGCUACUCAACCUACUAUAAUCGUAUAAUGUGAGAAACUUUUACGGGCAAUGAGAAGGCUAAGGCGGAUGGCGUACCUACUUGUCAUAUACCUCAGAACUAGUUUGGCAAUAGGAUUAUGUUAAAAAAAGGCAUCUUCAUUAAAGUUAUACAUACCAUCCCUGUCAUCCAAUCAUGACUACAGCAACCAAAUCCAUAGACCGUGAGUUUGUCGCUUACUUUUUCCGGGCUUGAUCUGUCAGGAAAGCGCAACUUGAGCUGCAAGGUUUGAUUUCAUAGCAAAAUCAGGGAUCUUUCAUCUUUUUUUUGUUAAGCCAACAUUACCUGUGUUCAUUUCAUGGUCUCCAUUUGUUCAGGGACAUUGCUUCUCUGUUCUGAAUCCCCAUUAAUUAGCUGUAUAUAGGCCCUACUUAAAAAAAUUAAAAAAAAAUAAUAAAAAAAUUCUCUGUAAGAGAGACCUGCAGUUAUUUUAGUCUUAUGUUUAGUAGUAUUAACUGUUGAGAAGUUAUUUGGAUGUAUGAUAUGCACUGAGCAGACUAAAGGGAAAAGUGUGGAUUUUGUGAAUGGCAAUGAGUUUGCUUUUACCUUAAAAAAAGAAAAAGAAAAAAGACAAGGGCAGUUAUGAUAGUAGAGGCAUGCUGUGUGCCCAUGUAUAGUGACAGCAAAAAUUAUUUAUAACCACUAAACGAUUACAUUAUGCUUAUCUAUUUUUCCUCUUUGUUCAAUUCAAUGUGAUAUUUGACGGGGCAGAAGUUUAUAAAGUGACAAACCACCCCACUCUAAUAUUUAUAUAAUCCUUUUCUGAAAGCACUUCAUUUCUUUUUUUUCAGAAAAGUAUAAAAUGAACUUAAAAAAAAAAAAACUUUUAUUUAAGGUAAGUAGAAUAUUGUAAAUGUUUUUAAAAUAAAUUAUGCCACAUUGUAUAUACCAGGAGUUUGUAUUACAGAAGUAUAAAUUGUUUUAUUUCAAAACCCUGCUAUUGUAAUAUGUCAAUAUGUGGAAGUUUUGUAGUUGUCAGCCAUAUCCAGAGCCCAUGAUUCUAACCAAACUAUACAGCCAUUUCUCCUCAACCUAUCCCAAGGAGUUAUCAGACUGUAGACCAUCCUCAACUAAUGCCCAAUUACUUAGACACCACACACAAACUUACUGUCUCACAAACUGUGCUGUUUUACAGUGCUAGGUCACAGCUAGCUAGAUUGCUUAGAAAUAAAUGUUUUGUAAGAAUUAUGGUUUUGUAAAAUAAGUAAAUGUAACUUUCUGUGUACAGGACCCAGGUUCAGUAGCAGGUUGUGAUUAUGAAAGGGUUUGUAGUAGGACAUAGCAGGUGACAAGCAUAGCCAUACUUGAAGAUGCUUCGGAGUGUUCUGAGUGGAGUCAACAUUACUUGAAUGACUUUGUGCUUGACUAAUGCACAGGGGGUGCCCACAGUUCUUACAUUAAGCUAGCAGUUAAUGUACACGUGUUGGUAUUUAGCAGUUAGACACUAAAGGUAAAAUAUUUCUGUGUUAUUUCCUGCUUUUGUCUUUAUUUUUUACCGCCUCCCUUGUUCCCUUGUUUGGUAUGCUUACAAAAAAAGAGAUGGAGAUAAGAAUGGCUCUAAAUACUGUAAGUAUUGUAAUGUACUGAAUGCAGUUUAUUUUAAAGCUGUUUAUUAUAUCAUUCCUGAUAUUGCUGAGAUGUGGGUGUUUUUAAUAAAAUUUAUAUUUAUUUAAAGCA